AUGGAAAACGAGACAUUACGAAUAAGAAUCGUCUCAUUUAAACAUUCUGAUAAGCAAAAUUUGAAUAAAUCAUUAUUUUAUAUUAAAAAAUUACUUGAAUUGCCAUCGAAUAAUGAUAACACCGUUAUACUUGAACCAUCUGGUCUAACAACAACAUUUGUUAUUUCUAUAAAUGAAACAUUCGAUUGGAAUAGAAAUCAUGGAAAUUAUUGUCAAAUUAUUUGUUUAACACAAAAAUCAAAAAUCAUAGCUGAUACGAUUUUAUGGUUCGAUCAUUUAUUAGAACUUAUUACUGAUCGUAGAUAUGAUGGAAAAGUUCAAUCAGAUUUAUCUUGUAGUAUGGUUCUUGAUGGAGAAUAUCAUUUGGAAUUUAGUCUACAACUAAUCGAAAAUUCAAUAGCUUUAAAAUCCUCACUUUCUUCAAAAAAACAAAAUCAUUAUAAUAAAAUGUCAAGUCGACAACCAGUUCGAGGUCAUUUAAUGAAAUUAAAACAAUUUAAUCAUCCAGUUCAUUGUGCUUUAUGUGAUGGAUUUAUUUGGGGUUUACAUUAUCAAGGUUUUGAAUGUUUACAAUGUUCUCUUGUGACACAUAGAAGAUGUCAUCAAAAUACUCCAUUUUGGUGUCAAAAGUCAUUAUUUUCAGAACCUAUUCGAUUAGAUGAAAAUCUUCGAUUAAAAUUUCAUAUUCCACAUACAUUCAAACGAUAUGAAGCACCAUUUGUUCGAGCUUUAGUUACUCGUAAUCAUGGUUAUUGUAAUCAUUGCGGUGCACAAAUAUUUCGAAAUGCUCUCAAAUGUUCACAGUGUUAUUUUAUAAUUCAUGAACAUUGUCAAUCAAAUAUUCCACUAAUGUGUACAAUUUCAUAUGAUGCAUUAGCAAAAAUGAUAGUGGAGAAAAAAAAACAAAUACAUAUAAAUGUAGGUAUUCAUGAUCCAAACCAUAAAAAAGAUAAUGAUCAAUAUUCAAAAUCAUCAUCAUUUGAUUUAUCUUGGCUUGAUUCAUUACCAGAAUUUCCCAUAAAAAAUCCACAAAGAAUAUCUUUACCAAACUUUAAUGAUUUUAAAUAUAUUGGUCGUCUUGGUGAUGGUGCCUUUGCUCAAGUCUAUUGUGUUCAACAUAUUUUAUCAAAACAAUAUUUUGCUAUUAAAGUAGCUGAUGGAGCAAAUGAACAAGCACGACAACAAUUAGAAGUUGAAAAACAAAUUUUAUUUCGUUAUAGUGAUGGAAAUCCUUAUAUGAUUAAAGCUUAUUGUGCAUUUCAUCAAGGAAAUAAAUUAUUUCUUGUUAUGGAACUUGUUCGAGGUGGAACUUUAUAUCAUAAAAUUCAAACAACCCGAAUGAAUGAAGAUGAAAUAAGAUAUUAUUUAGCACAACUUGUUUGUGUUAUACAAUAUUUACAUUCAAAUAAAAUUGUUUAUCGUGAUUUAAAACUUGAACAUGCAAUUGUGUCUUCAACGGGUUCUAUGCGUCUUGUUGAUUAUGGACUUGGACGAUUAUUAAAAACUCCUGGUGAAAUGUGUCAUACUUUUUGUGGUACAUAUAGUUACAUGGCUCCUGAAGUUCGACGUUUAGAAAGAGGUCUAUCAGGUGAAGGUUAUAAUUAUGCAGUUGAUUUUUGGGGACUUGGAAUUAUGUUUGUACAAAUGUUAUGUGGUGAACAACUCGAUUUUUAUCCUCAAAUGUUUUCAAAUGAUAAUGAAGACACAAGUGAAUCAAAAACUAUAAUGGACUAUUUAGAAUUACCUCGUUGUAUAAGCUCUGAAGCUCAUUCAUGUGUUAUUGGUUUACUUGAAAAUGAUCCUGAAAAACGUUUAGGUUUACCUAAUUCACCACAUGGUUUAAUACGUGAUCAUGCAUUUUUUAAAGUUGGUCAUCGAAUUAACUGGGCAGAAAUUGAUGAAGAUGUAUUUAAAUCUGGUCAUAAAAAUGCAACAGACAUGCGUGUUUUAUCUGAUACAUCGUUUCAUCAACCACUUGCAACUUUAUCAUUAGAUAGAGGAGGUGAAGCUAAAGAUAGUUGGAUAGCUGCUGGAAAAUCAACAUGUACAUCAGCUGAAAAUGAACGAUUAAAAUCAUUUGAUUAUAUUAAUGAAUCAUCUUGGCUUGAAUUUAUUUAA
Rotaria sp. Silwood2 is the source of this 2118-nucleotide messenger RNA. Lineage: Eukaryota; Metazoa; Rotifera; Eurotatoria; Philodinida; Philodinidae. The record is from the annotation of a GenBank genome assembly.